AUGGACGGCGGCGAUGCUCCGGUUACCUGCGGGACGUGGAUUCGGCGCCCCGACAAUAAGCAUUUAGCGGUGAUCGGAAAAUCCGGACCUUCUUCCCUCGAGAUUUUUUCGUUCGAUCCCAACACCGUGUCGCUCUCCGCUUCUCCCAAGGCCAAGUAUGAAUUCGAAGAAGGGAUCGGUCCGGUAAUUAUUGCGGUACAUCCCAGUGGAGAUGAAUUGGUUUGUUCCACCAGCACUGGUGAUUGCAAAUUGUUCGAGUUGGAUAGUAGGGAGGGCAAGAUAAAUCUAACAGCAAAGGAGCAGCUUCUGCUGCAGGGAAUUGGCCUGCAAAAAUGCUUGGCUUUUAGUGUUGAUGGAACUAGAUUUGCUACUGGUGGAGUUGAUGGGUGUCUUAGAAUAUUUGAGUGGCCAAGCAUGCGCAUAAUUUUGGAAGAACCAAGAGCUCACAAAUCAUUUCUGGACAUGGAUUUUAGCUUAGAUUCAGAAUUUCUAGCUUCUACAUCUGUCGAUGGGUCAGCUAGAAUAUGGAAUACAAGUGAUGGGGGUCCAAUUACUACCUUGGCACGGAACCCUGAUGAGAAGAUUGAACAUUGCCGGUUUUCUAAAGAUGGGACGAGACCGUUUUUAUUUUGCACUGUUCAAAGAGGAAAUAAACCACUGACUGUUGUUUGGGAUAUAAGUGAAUGGAAAAAAAUUGGGCACAAGAGGUUGCUUAAUAAGCCAGCUUCAAUAAUGUCUGUUAGUUUGGAUGGAAAAUAUCUUGCUCUGGGAAGCAAAGAUGGAGAUAUAUGUGUUGUGGAAGUUAAAAAGAUGGAAGUUCGCCACUUGAGUAAGAGGCUACACCUGGGUUCUGAUAUUGCGUCAUUGGAGUUGUGUCCUAGUGAAAGGGUGAUACUUACUACUUCUAAAGAAUGGGGUGUAAUGGUGACAAAAUUGAGUGUCCCGGUUGAUUGGAAAGAAUGGCAGAUCUAUUUACUUCUCUUGGGGCUGUUUUUUGCAUCGCUCGUUGCUUUCUACAUCUUCUUCGAGAAUUCUGAUUCUUUCUGGAACUUUCCGAAGGAUCAAGAAACAAGAUCCAACAUUGGAACUGUAUUGGGAGAACCACAAUCUGACCAAAAUAAUAUGUGGGAGCCUUUGGACCUCUAG
Molecule: messenger RNA, 1146 nt
Organism: Striga hermonthica
Lineage: Eukaryota; Viridiplantae; Streptophyta; Magnoliopsida; Lamiales; Orobanchaceae
Source: the annotation of a GenBank genome assembly